Molecule: messenger RNA, 1944 nt
Organism: Ruditapes philippinarum (Manila clam)
Lineage: Eukaryota; Metazoa; Mollusca; Bivalvia; Venerida; Veneridae
Exons: 5
Coding region: 1249-1944 (231 amino acids)
Source: RefSeq, a predicted model, not a curated record
UUCAUGCAUUCCAGUGUUUUAUUACAAUAAAUCAGAUGAUUAUAUUCUGAUAAACCACUAGUGAAAUUUAUAAAAUAUAAUUUUCACUGUAGCCGGAUUAUAUCUGAAUGCGGGUGAAAAGAAAAUCAUAACUAAAUGGAAUAACAGGCAGAAAUAAAUGCCGUCACAAGUAAAUUUUGCUUCUUUAGGCAAAGAAAGUCGAUGUCACCAUACAUCAUUUUAAAAAUGUAACAAAAUUAGAGAAAUUUAAAAGAACUAUAUUUCAAAAUUGAUGAUGUGACGUCAUGAUGUGAUAACGUCACAAAGGAGAAUGCGCGACGUUACGCGGCAAAAUCAGUAAAAAAAUACUAAAAAUCACUUAAAAAGCAUGAAAUAAAAAGAACAUUUAUUUGUUUACAUAUAAGAUUGAAAUAUAUUUCAUUCGUGAACACCAGCUAUUAUAUUUUCACUCGUGGCGACGCCACUCGUGAAAAUAUUGCAUCUGGUGUUCACUCAGUGAAAUUAUAUUUCAAUCUUACAUGCAAAACAAACAAAUAUCCUCUAUAUCAAAAUUGAUCUCACAAAAUUGAUUAAACAUAACAUUAAGCACGUUCUACUGUGAUAAAAUUGGUGAUUUAAACAAAUACAAAUCAGGGUACAAAUUUUACACAAGUUCCUGUACAAAUCUAACAGUAAAAUAUUUGUCGAUACUGAAGACAGCAGGGUUUGAAAUUCACAUUUAAGAUUACUGUUAUCGUUUAAAGUGUUUAAACUACCUUAUCUCAUGUUAUGUAUCACGAGUUUAAUAUUGGAUUAUAAUGAAGGACUAUGCUUUUUUGGUAUUUAUCGUUUUGAUAAAAGUGUUAGUUUCCUUAACAGAAGGUACUUAAACUUGUUUUUAUACGAGUAACGUUACAUAUAUUUUCAAUCCUAAUCGUAUAUCGUCGUUAGUUAUUUAUAUAAGAAAAAUGUAUUCUUAUAAAUAAAUGUUCCUUAUGUCUCAAAAUUACAUAUUUGUAAGAUAGGUCCGAUAAAACAACGUCUUUCAUAGGCGUCAAGGAUUUUCUUUUGUAAAGUUAAAACCAUACUAUUUUCUACUUACAUACUAUAAGCUACAUUUGCUGUUGUUGUUUUUUUCUAAUUUUCAAAAAUUAAGUGAAAUAACAUUGUCGUGUGUAUAAUGAUGUUAUACAUUUAUUUUAUAAUUAUUUCAUUAUUUUGUUUUUUCCCCAAUCUCUAAAAGGUUAUCCACCGAGUGUAUCUUGUAACAUGGAGAGUUCCACUUGGCAAGAUGCAGGAAUACACUGUAUAAGGAGAGGUAGUAAAAUGUUUCCAUAUGAGACUGGUUUAGGUGGAAAUAUAGAUAAACUCCAUUUAAAAAGUGAAAUAGAUGUAUGGACAGCUGAUUAUUUAAUAUUUUCUGAUACCGAAAAUUAUUUUAGACCGGACAAAUACUGUGGAUUUAACUACCUCAACAGCACCGUAUAUGAAAACAAUGAAACGUUUUAUGGAGACUGUAACACAAAUAGAAAUUAUUUUUGUAAAAAUAAAGCAGGAAACUUAGUUGUGUAUAACAACAGUCGGGAAAAAAUUGAUUGUGACUAUAAGAUUUCAUUAACUGACUUGCAAAACAUGAAGUCAGCAAUUAAGCCAGGAUUCUAUUGGAAUACCGGGGUAUUGUAUGGGACAGUGGGAAUAGCUAGUACAGAGGCGCAUUACAUCAAAAGGCAUACGGCCAAAGUUACAGAAAACACUACAACUGCCACAGAACCAACGGCAAUGUCGAUGACAAAACGCCGGGUAACAAUUGCAGAUGCAUCUCAUACAUCAACCAAACAUCCAAUGAAAGAACAGACUUCAACCAAAAAUAAAACAAAAGCAAUGAACAUUCAACCACAAGAGGAAGAGCAAAGUUCAGGUUGUAUUUUAAUUAAUUCUUUCUUUCAGAUGUAUACGUUUGCAUGA